This is a messenger RNA of Aspergillus glaucus CBS 516.65, 520 nucleotides long. RefSeq lists its product as uncharacterized. NCBI's taxonomy places the organism in Eukaryota, Fungi, Ascomycota, Eurotiomycetes, Eurotiales, Aspergillaceae. The transcript has a single exon. The record is from RefSeq and is a predicted model, not a curated record. Bases 93 to 317 code for a protein of 74 amino acids.
CAAGGGAAGAAGAAUGAGGAGUGGAAAUGAAACUAGCAACGGGCGACCACCACCACAACCACAACGAGAAAAUUAUAUUAUAUUAUAUUAUUAUGAAGGACGAAGUGGAUGGAGAAAAGAGAAGAAGAGAGAGAAAAAGACAAGAAGAAUGUGAGACACUGGGCCCGUUGAAUGACGAACCUUCUUUUGAGGGGAGAUUCCGGUCCGAUUCUGCCCAGGGAUUUUGUUGUGUUGUUGGAUGUUGUGGGUUAUUAUCUGUACUGGGGAUUGUUUGUUUCGCGUCUGAAGCAGAAUCUGUCUCUAUAUCUCUCUUCUAAUAUUCCUCUCGUCUAAAGGAUUGUCCCCCGGGGGAGAAAAAAAGAAUUUGUCCCAGACGCAGAAAGUAUCCCAAUUCAGAUACCGCCUACACCACACUGCUCUUUACGGUCAAUGUUAGACACUGCAGUGUACAGACAGAGGGAUGGAUUAGGUUAUCAAGCCGAUCAGGCUGAUUUAUUGUGGCUCUGGAAAAAAAGAGAAA